GCAAUAGCAAAGUCGAUGUUGCGACUUACAAGAACAUGUCACACGAGGGCCGAACGCGCGCGAUCUCAGAUUUCAACGUUCGACGUUCAACCCGGCUACCCCGGGAGCCCUACACAUAGCCCAAGACGAACAUCAUAAAUGCACAAGGCCAGGCGCGCCCAGCUCGUUGACGUCUAUAUCGUGAACCUCGGCAUCUUUCUCGUCAGUUUUUGCGAAAGACGAUUCUCUACGGAAUCGGCGUCUUGCUCCACUACUCUCCUUGCACUGACACCAGUACAUCUCGAUCUUGCACUCAUAUCGCGCGUCAGUGUUGGCCGAACCCUGGAGAUUCUUGGCGUAUGGAAAUUUGUGGUCGGGGCUGCCGGUCUUGUCUUUAGCGCGUUCUUGCAGGCAGGCAGAAAUGUAACUCCCACAUACUUUCUCAAGACCUACCCCGCCUCCGCGCUCUCGCACUCCUCAAGCAAGGCCUCGCUCCCCCUUGCCAUCAAUAGUGCAGUGAACAGCGCUGCGCAUAUGGUCGUGGGGAACCUUGCGGAUAAGGUCGGCCGGCAGGACACACUAACUAUUAGCCCGCGCUUCGUCGUCUUCGCCCUCUCGCACGACGUCCUUGCCGGCGGACACAACGCCCUCCUGCUCAUGAUGACCGCCGAAGUGCCUGGCCCGCCCACGAAAUACAGCCAGGGUGCGCUGUACGACAGGGCGAAGCAUCUCGCGGCGAGGCUCUGCGUCGCAUGUGUCAGAUGGUCCGACGCACGAUGGAGAGGGUAUUGGCAGUGGAAAGCAUGA
This is a messenger RNA of Phanerochaete carnosa HHB-10118-sp, 786 nucleotides long. RefSeq lists its product as uncharacterized. The record is from RefSeq and is a predicted model, not a curated record. NCBI's taxonomy places the organism in Eukaryota, Fungi, Basidiomycota, Agaricomycetes, Polyporales, Phanerochaetaceae. The transcript is spliced from 6 exons. Bases 139 to 786 code for a protein of 215 amino acids.